CUCAUGAUGUACUCUGCAUAUAAGUUAAAUAAGCAGGGUGACGAUAUACAGCCUUGACAGCUGUUUACAAUUGGGAGGUAGCUUUGGUUUUGUAACAGAGGUCAUAAUGACAGGGGUGAGAUGGGUUUCUUUUGCGCAUAACAGCCCCAUGAUGUGACCUGAUAUGGAAGCUCCAGGCUCUGUUCUGUUGCUCCGUUUCCCAUUGUCCAUUUUAUGGCCCACUGUGGCCACUCCAGCUCCUGCCAUCACACCCACAUUCUGGCCAUCAGGAAGAGGAAAAGUGAAGAAGACGCUGUCUUUCUCCUGAGGACACGAACCAUCCACACCUCACUGACCAGCACAGUCUCAUGGGUGCACGAGAUGCAGAGAAACAUCGUCCUUAGUCCAGCAGCCACGUGUCCAGCUGAAACGAGUUUGUUGUUGAAGCAAGAGAGACGCAUGUCCAGGGGACUAGCUGUCUCUGUCUACCCUCUCAGCACCCCUGGGGAUUUGUGACCUGGGUGAUGCCAGUGGUCCUCCUCCUCUCCUGCUCCUAACACCUUUUCUUCAGUCCCCACCCCCCCCCCACCACACUACUUGGUCCCUGUUUUUCUGGGGGAGUCACCCCUGAAUGUCCACCUCCCCCACCCCUGGCAGCCCCCAGAGUGCUGUCAUCUCUGGCAAAUUAGGGCAAGAAUUCCGAGGCAAGCUCUCAAGGGACCACCCCACGAGGUGGGUGGAUGCUUGCCGGGGGCCGUCCCUGGGCUGGUGGGCGGUGGUUUCAGCAUGCACCCCCACAUUCAGCCGGGGCCCCAACAGCACAGGCAGAUUGCACCCGGGUUCAGACUGCAUGUGGGCACCCUCAGGAGAAUAGCUUUAACUGCAGAACGCACUCAUUAAAAGUCCAGCCAGAGCCCUAAACCAGAAUGGGCCAGCCCUGCGGGCACCCUGGGAGGCAUCUGUUUAAUCAAGGAGCUCCCCGGUAUCUCUUCUCCCCUCCUCCUCCUCCUGAGUAGCGGAUUGGCAGCCUCGGGAUAAUUUUGGAAGCGUGAGUCAGGAGAAGCCUCUGAAAUAGCUGUUGCAGUAAAUACUGUGAAAAUAUUUAUGGUUAAAGCCUAAUUGGGAAAUCGCUGUUCCAGUGAGAAACGAUCCUACUGGUAUCAGUUAUCGACGGCAGUCGAUUUUGCUGCUGACAGCGUGCCCACGUCCCUGACCUGUCAAUAGCCCUGUUUUGUUUCACUGAAGCCCCAGGCCGUGUUCAUGUACUGUCUAUCUGGCGCCUUGGGUUUGGACUGGAAAGCUCCCGGGAGGGGAUCGCUCCUGCCCUGAGUAUGCAGGGCCCCAGAGGUGUUAGGGCAGGUGGGCGCAGAGCAGAAGUCAGGCUGGGAAGCGGAGGGAAGGGGGCCUGACGGUGCUCCUCCUCCCGAGCUCGUCCCUUGGGGAUCACGUGCAUCUUCUCGUCUGAACCCCAAACCCCGUUUUCUAAGAUUCCCCCCACCAUCUUAUGACCUCUACUGAGGCCAGGAGCCACAUCCCCUCUCUACUUGUCUUGACAGUUGUAGCUGUAAGAUGAUCUCAAGGUUGUGGUCUGAUCCCAUGUUAGCACGGGGACUUUUCACAGCGCAGGAAGUCAGAACUCCGCCCUCCUCUGGCAGAGAGGAGCACGUAACUUGUUUUGUUAACUUGCAGCAGUUAAGGGCCAUAGAAACUCUUUAACUGCCCGUCACCGUUACUGCCUUCCUCCCUGGCACUGGUGGCAGAGGGGGGUGUGUGUGUCCGUGGGCACAGACUCCCCCGCUGUUCAUCACCGCCCUUUGCUCACAGGUGGCGCUCACCUGUCCUCAGCCCGCUUCCAGGCUGGGGGACGCUGGGCCCGUCUUGGACUCGGCAGGGAUGCACACUGACUGCGAGUUACAGAAGCAGACCGACCUCCGGGUCGGGGGAAACCCCAGGCCUCAGAAGGCAUCUUAGGACAGAGCACAUCUCCAUUGGGUGGUGGGGAGACUGAGGCAAGUGGAGGGGACAGGAGGCUUCUUUCUUACGAGACGGAAACAGCAGGCUGUUUCUAUACAGCCUGGUGGCCCUUUAAGCAGAAGCAUGGAUGACGUUGCCGUUACAGACCCCCCCGUGACAUUCUGGUGCUGAGUCAGAACAGCAUCAAACAGGAAGACAGCGUCUGUUGGAAGAGUAUCAAGAUCCCCUUGUUCUGAUUUUAGAUUUGGAAAUAGGAGCCCAUCAGCCGUGAGUCCCGCACGGCGGUGCCGCCCUGCCUGCCGCGGGCAGGGCUCUGCCUUCACGGCCACCCACAGCCCUCUCUGCUCUGUGUCUCUGGAAGGAUCUGCACCGGCCAGUCAAGCCAGUUGGAGCUCCUGACAUCCUUUGUGACAUGCAGGCAGUGGCUGUGAGCGUAGAUGCUUGCACUGUUGAGUCAUGUAGGGAGAGGUGCACCUUGCGCUUCCCCAGCACGGCGAUAAAGAUCCAGUUCACGUCGCUAUACCACCAGGAGGAGGCCCCCACGUCCCCGCUGCGGCCGCUCUACCCGCAGAUCUCCCCGCUGAAGAUCCACAUCCCGGAGCCGGACCUCCGGAGCCUGGUCAGCCCCAUCCCUUCCCCGACCGGCACCAUCAGUGUCCCCAACUCCUGCCCAGCUAGCCCCCGAGGGGCCGGCUCCUCCAGCUACCGCUCCGUCCAGAACGUGACCUCCGACCUGCAGCUGGCCGCAGAGUUCGCCGCGAGGGCCGCCUCUGAGCAGCAGGCCGACACGUCCGGAGGGGACAGCCCCAAGGUCUCAGCCCUGGGCGCACUGGCUGGUGCCCGGCGGGUGCAGGAUGAGUCGAAGCCGCCAUACUCGUACGCUCAGCUCAUCGUGCAGGCCAUCUCAUCCGCGCAGGACCGGCAGCUGACUCUGAGCGGAAUCUACGCACACAUCACCAAGCAUUACCCUUACUACCGCACGGCCGACAAGGGCUGGCAGAACUCCAUCCGCCACAACCUCUCCCUGAACCGCUACUUCAUCAAGGUCCCUCGCUCCCAGGAGGAGCCCGGGAAGGGAUCCUUUUGGCGGAUAGACCCUGCUUCAGAGGCCAAGCUGGUGGAGCAGGCGUUCCGGAAACGGAGGCAGCGGGGCGUCUCCUGCUUUCGCACCCCCUUUGGGCCGCUGUCGUCCAGGAGCGCCCCGGCUUCACCCACCCACCCUGGGCUGAUGUCCCCGCGUUCCAGUGGCCUGCAGACUCCAGAGUGCCUGUCCCGGGAGGGCUCGCCCAUUCCACACGACCCUGACUUUGGGGCCAAGUUAACUUCUGUUCCCGAGUACCGCUAUUCCCAAAGUGCACCCGGCUCUCCGGUCAGUGCCCAACCGGUGAUUAUGGCCGUGCCGCCCCGGCCGCCCAGCCUGGUGGCCAAGCCCGUCGCCUAUGUGCCGGCUUCCAUAGUGACGGCCCAGCAGCCCUCGGGCCACGCCAUCCACGUGGUGCAGCAGGCGCCCCCAGUCACCAUGCUCAGGGUGGUCACCACCUCCGCCAGCUCCGCCAACGGAUACAUUCUUGCCAGCCAGGCCGCGGCGGGGGGCGCCCACGAGGCAGCGGGCACAGCCGUGCUGGACCUGGGCGGCGAAGCGAGAGGCUUGGAAGAGAAGCCCACCAUCGCACUCGCCACCAUCCCCGCCGCCAGCCGGGUGAUCCAGACGGUGGCCAGCCAGAUGGCCCCGGGGGUCCCCGGACACACGGUCGCCAUCCUGCAGCCAGCCACGCCAGUGACCCUGGGGCAGCACCACCUCCCAGUCCGGGCCGUCACUCAGAACGGCAAGCACGCCGUCCCCACAAGCAGCCUCGCCGGCAACGCUUACGCCCUCACCAGCCCUCUGCAGCUCCUCGCGGCCCAGGCUAGCUCAUCCACACCGGUGGUGGUCACACGUGUGUGCGAGGUAGGGCCCGAGGAGCCAGCGGCAGCCACCAGCACGGCGCCCCCCACCGCCGCCUCCGCCUCCCCCACCGGAGAGCCCGAGGUCAAGAGGUCCCGAGUGGAGGAGCCUGUGGGGACUGUGACCGCACAGGCCGGUGUGAUGGCAGCCGCCGGCGCGCAGGGCCCCGGGACCGGGGAGUGACGUUGCGGCGUGGAGGUGGAGUGGGACACACGCCAGACGGAGCUCCGUGGCCGGACCAGGGCGGCUGACCCCGCCGCCCCUGGGACUGAGACUGGAAAGCUCCCAGCGGGCCGAGUGCAGGGCCCCACGGGCGGGACACCUCCACCCGCCCGCACCCAGACACCCGUCCUCCUGCCCCCGAUCUGGAGUCAAACAAAAACACAUAAACGUGUUCAGACGGCUGAUUGUACGAUUCUGGAAUUCUCUGUCUUCGUUUCCUUCUCCCCUCUGCCAGCACCGCCUUUUCUCCCCAGGCCUUUCGCCAAGGGCGUGGGGAGAAGGUCGCAGCCCAGCGUCUCCGGGAACAUGUCCAGGCGGCCCGGCCCGGCACAGAAGCCAGGCUCCAGGGGUACCUUCACCCCCAGACGGGAUGGAAGCACAGGCCGGGGGCACCAGCCCUGUCUGUAAGAGACAGGACCCAGGCGAGAGAGACGCAGAGCUGCCAGCUGUCAGACCGUCCCGUCGCUGCUGCUUCUAAAGUGACACCGAAAGUGUCUGCGUUCGCUGGAUGGACGGGAGGGGUCUGGUCUGGCUUUGAGCCCCACGUGUUUCCGGUUUUGUUGAAAGGCGGAAUCGAGGCUUCACUGACGGCCUGAGACAGACACAGAAGGGAUCGCCCAUUCCUGAGGUUUCCACCCGAAGACGCUCUAACAGCUGGGUGUCUGGGUCUUCCCGGCAUUGGUCCCCACAGAGUGAACUCUUGCCGCUCCGUCUGCUAACUUCAAGGAAGACCGACAGCCUCCUGGACUGGCGCUCAAGGCAGAGAGCUGUUUGGAUGAGAGGCCCACCUGCAGCGUCCACCCUCAUCCCGGCCACACCAGGUUGCUGGGGGCGGAAGGACGUGGCCGCCCCUGCGGGAGAAUGGUCACGCUGAGUGGCCCCGUUUCCUGGUUGCUCUGACGUCCGGGGGCCCUGCGGCUGCCCGCCCAGCCUCCUCACCAGCUGCCAGGGUCUCUACCGCCCGACAGCCUGCCUGCCGUGACCGACCAGAACUGGCUCUGCGGCCCAUGGCGCCGGAGGCCCCAGGCUGGGCCCACAGCCCUCGCCAGCUCAGGGGCCCUCAGGGGGCCUCGGGCAGAGCAGGGCGCCCCCGGUCCUUCACAUCUCCGGAGAGCACUCUCAGGAAACGUUCAGUGUGUCUCUGCGAAGAGUGGCUUAGGGCUGGCCUGGUGUCGGCCCUGCCCUGGGGGUCCCCACGGACAUGGGCUCCCCGCUUCCAAAUCGCCACCACAGCCGCAGGGGCAGGCGUGCGGGCUGCUUGCGCCGCCAAGCUUGUCCCCAGGCGCCCCACGGGGACCAGUGUGGAGUGUCCUUCCUCCAGGCUGGUGCCCACUCAGCCUGCAGGCCAGGUGCGUCCGUGCCACUGACCCUCAUCCUACGUCGUGGCCAUGGUGCCCCGGUGAGGUCAGAGACAGGAGGACGGGUGCCAGGCUCUGCACCCACACCGCCCUGGCGUUCUCUAUGGCUUCCCGUCUGGUGUGAGUGCAGAGCGUGAGACUGAGUGGGUCGAGACGGGCAUCCAGGCACCACCAGGCUGGCUCCACAGGUCCUGGGCAGGGCUGGGGGGCCAUCGUCUCUUUCUCUUCCGUCGCUGCUCAGCCCUGGGGCUGCGCGGGUCUCGCUCAGAUGCCUUCUUGCUCACAGACUGUCCUCUGCGCCACAGCUCGCCUCCCCCAGAGACAGAUGCCAGGCCGGCUGGCCAGAGGACACACCCAGCCCCAUCCCCUCUGCCUGGCCCGACCAGUCUGGCCCGACCUUGUGUUCUCCUGACUUCCAAGGCAUUUUGGUUGCUGUAUGUUACCGUGGACUCCCUCACGGUUCUAUCCUGGCAGUGGUUCAGGGAGAAAGGAGCAGAGGGGGGUCUGUGGCUGGAACUGGGAGGGAGACGGGACGGGGUGUCCUCAGUGACGCUCUGCCACGUGCCGAGCGCAUGCCUUUUUAGCUCCUUCUGGUCAGAAGGAACCCCGUGGGGCCAGGUUCAGGGGACCAGCCAUUCCAGGUUCCUGGUGAGCCUCUGGGUGGGCUUUUGGUCAUCUCCCCAGAGAGCUCGUGGUACCCGCCAGCACUUGUCCUGAGACCAAAAGGCCAGGAGUGGGCAGCUCCCCAGGGAAGCUGCUGCUGUAGCCGGAAAGAUCUCUGGUGUCCUCGGAGCCCCCUGAGCCAUGGGGCCACACCCACCCCGCCACACCCGUCUGCAGGAGCCGGAGCAGCCAGGAGAACCGGCGGCUGUGGUCUUCCACAUGCCCGGGUUGUGGCACAUGGAUCAACCCACCCGAGGCUGGGAAAUAAAAAGGCAACCUGGCCUGGCGCUGGGGCCACGGCCGCCUCGGGCCACCCAGGGGCUGGACUCCGCAGAGGGUCGGCUGGGCGGGUGCGCUUAGGCCGUCGUCACGGCCACUCACUCUCCAUCCAGAUGCCAGGCCCGCCUGUCCAGCUGUACUCGACCUUUACCAGCGCCAGAUACAGGAGGGCGCCGCUCUGCAUGGCGGGGCGUCAUGGAAAUCCCUGCCCUACCCCGCUGAGCGUCCUCCUCUCCGGCCAGUGUCACCCUCUCGCGGGCCUGUCGUGGACGCUGAGUGUCCCUUGCCCGCCACCUGCAUCUCUAUGUGAAGCUCUGGGUCGCCUGACGCUGUCGAGCAGAGCCUGUGGUCGGGGUUCAGACCAUCUGUCCUUCCUCCCACCCCCCUGAGAUCCCCUGUGAGGUCGGAGUAGCACUAGGGGAGCCCCCAGGCUGGACAUCGUCACCUCCUACUCCCUCUGCUGCGGGGACCCUCAGGCUCUUUCUGCCGCCUGGUUGGCUUACUUUCACAGUUUGCUGUUUGUGGGAGGUUGUUUUUUCUGCUUCAGAAUUAAGCCAAAUGGAGAAGGUGAAAAGUGGACUUCUGAGCUGCUAAUCAACAUGCAUUGGUGAUUCUCAGGCAGGAGGGGGUGGGCUUGUUGGGGUCACCAGGCUGCUGGCUGCUUAUCCGGACCCUGCUGGGCCUGGAGGGAGACUGGUUUAGGUCACAGCAGGCCUUGUUCGGCUGGCGCGCUGACUUCCCCUAAAGAAAGGUCUGCCUGGACCAGUCAGAGUGAGCUGCCCGGCUCCCGGGUGCGUCCCAAGGUCUCUAGACAGAAACUCCUUCGCUGGCCCCUUGAAAUUCAGGAGGAGACAGAAACUUUUGGCUUUUUUCCUUUGGUCAGUUUCUUCCUUUUUGGAGGCAAAGAAAAGACCAAACGUCAGCGUGUGUUAGAGAAGAGGGUCCUUCGCGCGGCUCCUUUAGGGUUUAGACUGAGGGGCGGUUGAGGCCGGAGAAGGAGCUGUCUUCUUCCCAAGCCCCAGGUUCUGCUUUGCCCUGAGACGGCUUCGUCUGGGAUGGGGUGAUGCCGAGCCCCCGGGAACCAGCCUCGGGCGCCGCCAAGCUCACAGCUGCCCCUCAGGCUUCGGUGCAAGAAGGAAUGGACGGAGCUGCUAGGCAGGCCCCGGGGCAGUUGGGGGGCGAUGCCAGUGGGAGCCCCGCCCUCGCGGCCAGCUGCUCAAGGCCGCCCUCCGGGAUACCUCUGCCCAGGAGCGAAGUGACCUCCCGCGCCUCGUUUAUGUUAUUCACACGUGCUGCUACGAGGCGGGGAUGGAGCCCAGAAGGACGGAGGCUGUCUGGGGAGGGGAGCAGCAGCGGCUUCUGUCCGCGGCCCUCAGGCUGCUCUCACGCGUUUCAUGAACUCCUCUCAUCUCACUCGUCCCUUCCUCCAGGCUUGUCUCCAUCGCGCGGACCCGCCCUUCCCGCCGGGGCCCGGUCUCUUGCCUCUUCUCUUACCCCCAGAAGCUGCUCCCCCCUGGGUCUAAGGGCUGGUCUGGGCCUUCAGUCACCACGUAGCCUCUGGGGAGGCCUCAUCUGACCGUGAGGGGCCCACCCGGAGUCACAGCUGCACUGUGUUUGACACACCGCGAGCGUCUGCUCUGAGUGGAAACAGAAAGUGGGCCCGUUGGCUGAGUGUGCUUAGGGAAAGUAGUUUUGCUCUUCUGCUGAGAAGAACGGUCACUUGCCGAGUCUUCAGUGCCCCCCCCACCCCCAGCAUCACCGGGUUGUCUGGGCGUCCCUGUGGAAGGCCUGUCCUCUGGACUCGGGCCGUGGCUCAGCUCUGCCCCAGCCCACGGAGUCAUCCCCUCCUGCCCUCAUCCCCGGGGACACAGGACUCAGCAGAGGAGAGAGGUUGGAAGGGUUCAUGUCCCUGGGUUUGACAAGACCCCCCUCUGUCCCCAUCACGUCCGAGUGAAUGUCCCAGCAGCCGCCAUGAGAGGUCUGUUUGCAAAACUUGCCCUGCCUCCACCCCCAGCUGCAGGCCUGGCCCCGCCCAGUGACCCUGCCCACCGCCCGGUGACAGGAGGCCUCCUGCGGGCUCAGCGCUGACCAGGAGGGACGUCUGUGCUGUGUCUUCACGGGGUCCCGAGGUGAUUUCUUCAAGUAGGCAAGCCUCAGGGUGUUCAGCGUCUCUUCCUCUCUCUCAGUGUUCUAGAAAAGACUGAGGGCUGCAGACUCUUUCUAGGCAUCUUUCUUUCCCUCCAGGUAAGAAUCUUACUCAGAGGAUUUCCUUCAUUCCUUGGACCUGCUUGUCAUGCUGGAAGCAACUGGGUACAGGUUCCUGAGAAGACGAGUUUGGGAGGGGGAGGCGGGGAGCUGCAGCAGACGGGCUUCUUUCUCUGCUUCAGUUGAUGGGCUGAACACUGGCUACAUGGGACCCCUCACCCCUGCCCCGGCUCUGAUGAGCCAGGGGGUCUUCAGGUUACACCCUCCAUCACCCUUUUGCUUCCAAGGGAGACAAGAGGUCUCCAAGCUAUUCUCCCUCUCUUUCCCCAGAUCUGUUAAGAGUCAAAAUAGAAUUGGAAGAAUUCUAGUUCAUUAUUCUUUGUUUGAGAUCCUUUUUGUGCAAUCAGUGGCUCAUUGGACUCAUCCAAAUAUUUAUUGGUGGUUCACUCCGCAUGAGAAACAGUAAGAAGUGCAGAGGAGUCCAGACCGGAGAGGGAUGUGGCUGUUCAACACUGUGACCCCCCUGGGCUACCAUCGUGUUGGUCCCACUCACUAAAGAUUCCAUGCUGCUCAUGUGAAGGUUUUUCUUAGUUGCUGGUAGCUCAGCUGGUAAAGAAUCCGCCUGCAAUGCAGGAGACCUGGGUUUGAUCCCUGGGUUGGGAAGAUCCCCCGGAGAAGGGAAAGGCUACCCACUCCAGUUUUCUGGCCUGGAGAAUUCUGUGGACUGUAUAGUUCAUGGGGUAACAAGGUCGGACAUGACUGAGCGACUUUCACUCAUUUACUUACUUUCUUAGCUGCAGUGAUAAGACUGGCCCCUCUCAAGCUGUUGCCAUGACCCCCAAGGAAUGCUAUGAGCCGUCCCCAAAUUCUGAGCAUAUUGGCUGAGCUGGAAUGAGGCCUGUGAACCUGAAAUGGAUUUCUAGUGCAUGAAGUUAACUGGCCAAAACGCUAUGGAACUACACCUAUGGCUUCUUAAGACCUUCACCUCUAAAUUUCUGAGUUAAGUUAUCCAAAAAAAAAAAAUUUUAAUAAGUAAAAAUAGGAUUUAAAGUCAAAUAUUCUUAAGUCUGGCCUCUCCCAGCUUCCUUCCAGGAUGGGCUUUCUGGGUACCUGGUCAAGGGGGACUGACCCUGCUCCGUUUCUGCUUUAGGACAGGGACGAGGAGGAGAGACCAAAGUGUGUCCUUGAUUCUUGCUUAUAUUCAGACCCAGAUCCCAGGCAGCUUGGUGCACUUGGGCAAGGGAUAAACCCAGCACGGAUUGUGUUUUCUUAUCUGACUGACAAUUAGCCUGUAAAGAUCCUUCUGAGGGGGGCGGAUGUUGUUAGGGGGCAUGUCUGUGUGCAUUUUUUUUUUUUUUCAUGGUGGCCAUCUAAAGUUUUUUAGACAAUAUGUUUAAUCAUCAGUGCUUUAAAAAAGUGGCGGUAUCCUGUAGAGUGGGAAUUGGGCUCCGUGGCGUGUUUGGUGGGAGGCUGAAGUCGCAUGGUGUUACCGUGGUUCACCAUCCGCAUGUGGGCUCUGGCCUCUGGGGCACCCAGGCAUACACCCCAGCACCUGGGCAGGGCGGGGGAGGGGUGCAAGUAGGGGGGACCCGCCUUAGCUAGGCCGGCCUGCGUUUUCAUUUCAAAUGGGAUACAGUAUUUUUUUUUUAAUAAGGAGCCAUACCUUUUUUAAAAAAAAGUUUGAGAUCUGAAUGUGAUUUCUAAUUGUAACAGACGUUAAUGUUUUAAAGCUAUAACAAAGUUUAAAAUUUCUACCUUUUUUUUUUUCAUUUAACUGUUCUUUUAUCUAUUAAAUUGUUGUAUGUGGACGGGGAAGUUUUGUCUUUCCUCUUAGCAUUUGUUUCUAUAACCAGAAAUAAAAUUAUAUAUUAAAGAAACAA
Molecule: messenger RNA, 10505 nt
Organism: Bubalus bubalis (water buffalo)
Lineage: Eukaryota; Metazoa; Chordata; Mammalia; Artiodactyla; Bovidae
Gene: FOXK1
Product: forkhead box K1
Exons: 9
Coding region: 2366-4081 (571 amino acids)
Biological process (GO): regulation of transcription by RNA polymerase II
Molecular function (GO): DNA-binding transcription factor activity, RNA polymerase II-specific; RNA polymerase II cis-regulatory region sequence-specific DNA binding; protein binding
Source: RefSeq, a predicted model, not a curated record